AUGGAGCUGCUGGGCGCCAACCUGUCCGCGCUGCCCCGCCCGCAGGAGUACGACUUCGAGCGGCACUUCGACGAGCUGCAGGCGAUCCAGUGGAUGCGGGAGAACUGGCGUAAAUCUUUCUCGUUCGCCUUGGCUUAUGUGCUGCUGAUCUUCGGAGGCCAGCAUGUCAUGAAGCAGCGGAGAGGGUACGACCUGCGCAAGCCACUGGUCCUGUGGUCACUCAGCCUGGCCUUGUUCAGUAUCAUCGGCACCCUGAGGACGUGGGGGUACAUGGGAUUCGUCCUCUCCACCAGUGGAUUUAAGCGAUCUGUAUGUGAUCCAGGCUUCUAUAAUGGCCCUGUCAGCAAGUUCUGGGCAUAUAUGUUUGUCCUAAGCAAAGUACCAGAAUUGGGUGACACAGUGUUCAUCGUUCUCCGGAAGCAACGGCUCAUCUUCCUGCACUGGUACCACCAUGUCACGGUGCUGCUCUACACCUGGUACGCCUAUAAGGACAUGGUAGCCGGUGGCGGCUGGUUCAUGACCAUGAAUUACAGUGUCCACGCCUUCAUGUACUCCUACUACACAGUGCGGGCGGCAGGCUUGAGGCUGCCACGCCCAUUUGCCAUGGUGAUUACCUUUACCCAGAUCCUGCAGAUGGUGAUGGGCACAGCAGUGAGCAUCAUGGCAUACUCCUGGAUGCAGGAUGGCAUCUGCUCCACCUCCUGGGAACAGAUCUUCUGGUCAUCCAUAAUGUAUCUCAGCUACCUAGUGCUCUUCUGCCACUUCUUCCAUGAGGCGUACCUUAAGGGGAGGGGCAAAACAAAAGGGGACUAA
This is a messenger RNA of Emys orbicularis (European pond turtle), 813 nucleotides long. RefSeq names its product ELOVL fatty acid elongase 3 (gene ELOVL3). Gene Ontology annotation, biological process: fatty acid elongation, monounsaturated fatty acid; very long-chain fatty acid biosynthetic process; sphingolipid biosynthetic process. The transcript is spliced from 4 exons. Gene Ontology annotation, molecular function: fatty acid elongase activity. Bases 1 to 813 code for a protein of 270 amino acids. NCBI's taxonomy places the organism in Eukaryota, Metazoa, Chordata, Testudines, Emydidae. Gene Ontology annotation, cellular component: endoplasmic reticulum membrane. The record is from RefSeq and is a predicted model, not a curated record.